GACGCAUAUAAUGGCAGAAGAAACCCUAUUACAAAAAAUUAUAAGCGGCAUUGUGGCACAACUCAGCAGAUUCGGCAUAACCAUCAGAAGAGAGGACCUGCGAGUGAUUUCCCAACUGACGGCAUACUUGCGUAGUACGAACACGGGUGAAGGAGAAAAUGUAAUCGAUAGAGAACGUUUACCAGGAGAAGCAGGAAUCGACGAAGAAAUAGAAUCAAUCAGUCAAAUGAUUUCCCUUCUGCAUAACGCAUUCCUUUCCGGUGAGGCUGAGGGAGCGGAAGUAACGCCUUCAAUACAGGAGCCUGGAGAAUUAGAGUCAGUUAUCCGCCAGUUUCAGUUCUAUAUCAAUAUUGCCCAACAAAUGAGACGCGAGGUACAGGAUGUUCAUUUAGUUAUCCUCACAGAACUUAAAACGUCUGCGUAUGUCACAAAUACUCCCAUGAAUCCAUAGCAACAGUAUAUAUUAAUUAAAACGGCGGUAGUUUUACACUUGUUGAAAGCCUCGACACUCAUUAUCCAUCCAUCAACCGCUAUUUAGGGAACUUAAACAGACUAUUGUUGAGGACCGCCCAACACAUCAAAAGUGCAAGGCCGCUAAAUUUCAGCAAGUUUUCAAGGAUAAAGGGAUGGUGUGCGAAGGCCGAUUUCGUCCCCUUAUUAAAGGGCAGUGUUCCGAACGUUUUAAGUUUAACCUAGGGAGAAAACCGCGCUGCCUUUCAAUUUCUCAAAAACUUGUCCAUAUUGGUCUAAUGUUGAUAUCGCUUUAAGUGUAAGCCCGCGGUAAUUACUAACAUGCUUAGACCUUUAUCUCGCUCUGUCAGUCAUCCUCACAUAUUGUUAUACAUCCAGCUAAUAGACUCAUCUUCGUGCAAUCUUCAUUUUUUAUUACUAUUCUCGUAGAUCCCUGAAACAAGGGUGCAACAGCUUGGAUCUUUGUUGGAUACGGAUACAGAACGAAUAAGACAGCAAGCAAUGGGAUUGAAUAAAGCGCUGGAGAUGUGGAAAUCCUUCACUGAUAAGGCAAACGAUAUCCUUACCCAGAUUUCAGCAAUCAUCAAUAGGAGUGAUGUGAUAGGAAAUGAGGAGAGAGGGCUGUUAGCUAGGUACGAUGACUAUAAUAAUGAACUUCAAGCAAUAAAGCGCGAGUACGAGCGAAUAAAUGCCAUAUGGGAAGGUAUUAGACGAGAUCCUUCAUUCAUUCAGUCGAACUUAUGGAUGAGGUGCAUUUUGAUUUAGUAUGCCUUACACCUUGCCUGGCUUUUGGAAAUGAUGUAAUAGUAGAU
This is a messenger RNA of Pocillopora meandrina, 1283 nucleotides long. The record is from the annotation of a GenBank genome assembly. Lineage: Eukaryota; Metazoa; Cnidaria; Anthozoa; Scleractinia; Pocilloporidae.